Molecule: messenger RNA, 897 nt
Organism: Brassica oleracea var. oleracea
Lineage: Eukaryota; Viridiplantae; Streptophyta; Magnoliopsida; Brassicales; Brassicaceae
Exons: 7
Coding region: 88-576 (162 amino acids)
Source: RefSeq, a predicted model, not a curated record
AUUUGUGCUUCCUCAGUUUCAGUUCAAAAUCGAAUUGAUUGUUGAAAUGGUUGACGUGCACAAGAACAUGCCACAGUGCAAUCAGCAAUGGCGCUUUCUGCAGCUUUCAAGGAGAGACUAGAUCAAAUGGAGUUUACCAGAAACCAGCGACUUCAUCUUCUCCAGGCGGAGAAAGAGCUACAAGUGGAGAAAUCACAGAUACUAGCAACCAAGCACGCAAGCAUACAAUCAAUAGAACGCAAAUGUUUGAUGCUCGACCAGAAGAUCGUUUCACAAAACCUCAAGAUCACGCUUCUCAGAUCUACCAUCCAAGAUCUCGAUUCCAAAUACCACUGCUCUGUUCAGCAAUUGAGGACGCUAAAAAGCGAGGUUGAAGAGUUAAAGGAGUUAGACCAAGAGAGGGAAAAGUAUUACGAGCUGAAAUGCUCUGAGAUGAACGAGUUCAUGCAAAAUGUGGAGCGGUUCAGAUCAGAGAAACGGUUACAAGUCGAGAACUUGAGAGACCAAGUCAAGGAGCUUAGCUCAACGUUUGAGGAAAUACAUCACAAGAACAAUUAUCUGAGGAACACAAAUUAAAGGUAUGAUGAUUCCUCUAAUCAUCAUAUCAUGAAGCGAGGUGCAAAAGCAUAUAAACACGUUUGCAGGACGCUCAAGAGCACGGUUGAAGAGUUAAAGGAGUUUAGACCAAGAGAGGGAUAAGUAUUAGGAACUGAAAUGCUCAGAGAUGAACGAGUUUGCAGUAAGUCGAGAACUUGAGAGACCAAGUCGAGGAGCUUAUCUCAAAGUUCGAGGAAAUUCAUAACAAGAACAAUUAUCUGAGGAACACAAAUCAAAGGUAUGAUUCCUCUAAUUAUCAUCAUGAAGAGAGGUGCAAAAGCAUAUGAACACGUUUGCAGG